Messenger RNA from Chroicocephalus ridibundus (black-headed gull), 5062 nucleotides. It is a transcript of the gene RGL1, whose product is annotated as ral guanine nucleotide dissociation stimulator like 1. NCBI's taxonomy places the organism in Eukaryota, Metazoa, Chordata, Aves, Charadriiformes, Laridae. The transcript is spliced from 18 exons. The record is from RefSeq and is a predicted model, not a curated record. Bases 312 to 2597 code for a protein of 761 amino acids. Gene Ontology annotation, molecular function: guanyl-nucleotide exchange factor activity. Gene Ontology annotation, cellular component: plasma membrane. Gene Ontology annotation, biological process: positive regulation of GTPase activity; Ras protein signal transduction.
AGGGACGUCGGGGCGGUGGUGGGCGAACGCCCCGCUUCGGGCGGGUCCCCCGGGGAGCUGCAGCCCCGCUGCCCGUCCCGGCGCGGCUGCGGGCAGGGGCGACAGAAUCCGCCGCAACUUCUGGGCUGGGGCUGCCCAGGGUAAACAGGAAGCCCUUCGGCGGGGCUGGGGCCGGGCCGAGGCGGGGCCUGUGGCGGCCGCCCGCCCUCCCGCCUCCCGCGCCGCGGAGCCGAGGGGCCGCACGGCUCGGCCCGGCCCGGCCCGCGGCGGCGGCGGCGUGCCCCGUCGAGGCGCCCGGGAAGGCAUCGAGAAUGAAAUUGCUGUGGAAAGCUAAAAUGAGCACAAUUCAGGACGGGGGUGAAGAGGUAGAAGAGGGAGCUGUUUACCAUGUCACCCUGAAAAGAGUGCAGAUUCAGCAGGCUGCCAACAAAGGAGCAAGAUGGCUAGGGGCUGAGGGGGACCAGUUACCUCCAGAACAUACAGUCAGCCAGUAUGAAACAUGCAAGAUCAGGACUAUUAAAGCUGGAACUUUGGAGAAACUUGUGGAGAACCUUCUGACAGCUUUUGGGGAUAACGAUUUUACCUACAUCAGUAUCUUCCUCUCAACAUACAGGGCCUUUUCUUCUACUAAGGAAGUACUGGAACUUCUCCUUGACAGGUAUGGAAGCCUGGAGACCUCAAGCUGUGAAGAGGACGGAAGCCAGGAUUCCUCCGAAUCCAAAACAGUACUCAAGAGUGCAACAGCAUCAAUCUUACGAGCCUGGCUCGAUCAGUGCUGUGAGGAUUUCAGAGAGCCGCCCAACCACCCAUCUUUGCUGAAGUUGCUGGAUUACCUGAAGGCGAAUAUGCCUGGCUCUGAGCCGGAGAGGAGGGCACAGAGCCUCCUGGAGCAGUUCCAGAGCCAAGAAGUGGAAAAUGACAAUGAGUUCCAUAGCACUUCCCCCUGUAACCUGUCUGAUGAAGAGGAACCGGAGAUCGGUCCAGAAGAAUUCUCUUCUUUCCAAGAAGACCUUGUGGCAGAACAGUUGACUUACAUGGAUGCGAAACUUUUCAAGAAGGUUGUGCCCUACCACUGUUUGGGAUGCAUCUGGUCACGAAGGGACAAGAAAGAAAACGAGCACCUGGUACCUACCAUCAGAGCCACCAUCUCUCAGUUCAAUGCCGUUACCAAAUGUGUUGUCAGCACUAUCCUGACGAGCAAAGAACUCAAAACGCAGCAAAGAGCCAAGAUCAUUGAGAAGUGGAUUCAUAUUGCACAUGAAUGUAGGAUCCUGAAGAAUUUUUCCUCCUUGAGGGCCAUCAUUUCAGCACUGCAGUCCAACUCCAUCUAUCGGCUGAAGAAGACCUGGGCAUGCGUUCCAAAGGACAUAAUGCUGAUGUUCGACGAGCUGUCUGAUAUCUUCUCAGACCAUGACAAUUAUUUGACAAGUAGGGAGCUACUAAUGAAGGAAGGAACAUCCAAAUUUGCAAAUCUGGACAGCAGUGUGAAAGAAAAUCAGAAAAGGACCCAGAGACGGCUGCAGCUUCAAAAAGAUAUGGGAGUAAUGCAAGGCACGGUGCCUUACCUUGGUACCUUCCUCACUGAUCUCAUCAUGCUUGACACAGCCCUGCAGGACUACGUUGAGGGUGGCCUGAUAAAUUUUGAGAAGAGGCGAAAGGAAUUUGAAGUAAUUGCCCAAAUUAAGCUCUUGCAAUCUUCAUGUAACAGCUACUGCAUGACCCCAGACCAAAAAUUCAUCCAGUGGUUCAGGAGACAGCAGCAUUUAACUGAGGAGGAGAGUUACAGCCUUUCGCGUGAGGUGGAAGCAGCUGCUGACACUAGCGCCACAUCGCCCAAAUCUCGGAAAAGCAUGGUGAAGAGGAUCAGCCUACUGUUCCUAGGCCCCGAGGUGAUCACCCAGAGCACACCCAUCAAAGAGCAACCCAAAUCUACUCCGGGUGGGAGCUCUGGUGAAAGCACGGACUCGGCCAGUGUUUCGUCCUGCGAGUUUAACCACUCUGAAUCUGAAGACGUCUGCAUCACGCCCAUAGGCACUCCUGAGGAGUCUCAGAAAAAGCUCUCUGAAUCCUCCCUCUCCUCCAGUUCUUUCACCAUUUCCACGGACCCUUCCUCGGUAGUGCGAUCUUUAGUCUCAGCCCCUUCUGUGCUGUACUCCAGUGACUCGUGUUCUGUCUCCGUGACAUCGAUUACCUCAAAAGCACUGCCUCCUGUUUACAACCAGCAGAACACAGACGCCUGCAUCAUCCGCGUCAGCGUAGAAGACAACAACGGCAACAUGUACAAGAGCAUCCUGCUAACUAGCCAAGACAAAACUCCUGCUGUCAUCCAGAGAGCUAUGGUGAAGCACAACCUGGAAUCUGACGCAGUUGAGGAUUAUGAGCUCGUACAGGUCAUCUCUGAGGACAAAGAGCUGGUGAUCCCAAACAACGCCAACGUGUUCUACGGCAUGAACAGCCACGUCAACUUCGACUUCAUCCUGCGGAAAAAAGCUUCGGACAGCGGGCAGGUGAAGAUGAGGAGCCGUUGCAGCCUGACACUCCCCAGAACUGCCAAACGGGGGUGCCGGAGCAUCAGGCCCAGCAAAAUCACACUGUAAGGGAGACAAGGAGGCAGGGAGGAGACCUUCACUACAACCCAGUAUUACAGACCACAGCAGAUGAAUGUGUCAGUAUUCAACGUUGAAAAUACGCGAGGCUGAAAUGCAAAGUGACCUACAGCCAGAGAUGUGUGUCUCCUCCCUUGCAGCUGGAUAUGGACUGACAGACACGGAUUUACGGGACAGUACAGACUGGAAUUUUGUUUUUGGUUUUUUUUUUUGUUGUUUUGCACAUUUGUCUAGGAAGGCAAGAGCCCCAGUUAGAGGGGAAAAACGGGACUGCAACAUUUGUCUUAAGAACACCACACAAGCCAACUCUUUUUGUGAGAAAACAUUUUCCUUUGUGCCAGUAUUACACAGAAGAAUAAAGUCUAAAUUUAUUUUUAUAAAACUGGAGAAGAAAAGUCUCAAUAACAUUUUGCCUGACCCAAGGAGGGUCCCAGCCAGCCUCCGGUGGACUGACGGGAGCACUGGUUUGCAGGAGGUGUGGGUGAGCUGAGCGCCGCUGGCAGUUGCUGCCUCCCGAAAAGCAGGGUGGGUACAGCCCCAACACACUCAGUGCUGGAGGCAGCAGGAACUGCAGGCGCAUGCAUUGCUUUCACACAGCUGGCAAACUUAUUUUUUGCACUUGUUCCACAGCAGAAAAUUACCUAUUUUUGGACUUUUUUUUUCCAAAGAACUUUAAAAGAAUGGACUGCACUUGCUUUUGGAUGAAUGUCAUGGGUUUUUUCAUGAACAAGGCAAACACACACUACUUUUCUGGACUUAGGUCAUGUCUUCAUGCCACUACGGGGUGGUUUUCCUUUUACUUUGCUGACCCAGUGAAUAGAAAUUGAUGCCUUUUGCAUGUACUCUGAAAUGACUGCUGACUCUGAAAUGACCUCUUUGUAAUGUGCAAUCACUCUUCAAGAGCAAAACUUUUAACUCACGUUUUCACUCAUAAGGGGCAACUACAUGACCUUUUAUUUUUAAAAGUGGGUAUUGAGAGGAGAGAGCCGGGUUUUAUGCAUUACCCCAAACCACCAGAGAUUUUAUAGACUUGUAGCAUUACUAUGCAUAAUCUACGAGCACCUCCCUUGUUCUUUAUAUGCAUCUAUUAAAUGAAUUUCUUGACAUGGUACAUCAGCUGGACUAAAGAAUUCAGCUGGAAUGAAUGAAGAAUUUAAUCAUUUGUUCUCUGUGAAACUUCAAAUACCACACUUCUUGAGUCUCUUCCCAGAACACAGGCUUCCUUGAAAGGACAGAUAGAGGUUUUAUUUCAAAAAGCCAUAAAUGAGACAUCGGAUUGUAAGCAGCCCUUACUAAAAAGGCUGUCUUUGAGAUUAGUAUUAGUUGAUUAGUAUUAGUUAAGCUCAAACAUUGAAUUUUCUGCAUGCCUGGGCCUUUCUUCCCACCAGUUCUGCAGCACUAAUUUUCAAAACUGGGCUCAGAUGACAUUAACGAUGGGUGAUAAACUGAUGGUGCAACCAGCACUGGGUUGCGCCAUGUUUCACACUACAGGAAGACCCAUCACCUCUGUUUACAAGUAGCACAUGCAGGUCCUAGCCCGGUUACUUUAAGAACUCCAGUUUUAGGUUUGUUGAGAGGGUGAAGAUAGUGAGUUUACAACUGAGCCUUAACCUUUGCCCAGAGUUAGGGCAAGAUUGCAAUAGUUCAGUCUUCUUUGCAUUUCAGUGUCAUUCAUCAUCAAACAUGCAUUGACGGCUCUACAGCAUCCAUUGGCAAAGUACAGCAUUGCUCACUCAGAAGUUGUAUGUCUGCGUUAAGCUGAAAGGUGAAUGUUCUUGAUUUUAAAAUUACACCCUCCAAAAGGUUAUAUAUGAAAAAGAUUUUUUUAAUUGCUUAUCUGUUAUCUUUAUACAGUAAGUAAAUAAACUGUUUUCCACUAAUAUUUGCCUGGAGUUAAUCUAUUUUCUUGUCUUGGACUUUAUUACUGCGUGGCAGCUGGGGGUUUGGUUUUUUUUUUUAACACCUCACACCACUUCCCUCACUGUCACUCUUCAACUUCAUGACCUUUACUAACUGUCCUCAGCUCCCUCCAGCCCCCACAGCUCAGCCAGCCACAGACCUUGAACCACCACGGUUUAGGGGUGUUCCCGUUGGCUGUAACCCUUCAGCUGCGACAGCCCUUCAGUGUUGUUUGAUUCUUCCCAUCACACCCAGCACCGGUGUUGUACUGUUUGUAACACUGUCAGCAUUACUGCCAUGCUUUUUUGUUUUAAUUCCUUAAAGUUUUCAUGAGGAGGGCCUCUGUGUGGCUGGAAGGGCUGGCCAAGUAAACCAGCCUCUCACCACCAUUGCCCCGAGUGGCAGCAGCUAAUCACGAGCCAUACGUAGUCCAGCUGCAGGAGUGCAAGGAGUUAAAUGUAAACCUCAGCAAAGCAAAAGUUAAUACAAAAAAAAAAUUAGUAUUGGUUUGAGUGUUUCCAUCUUUUCCCCAUUGUCUUCAUCAUGUCAUGCUUCCC